AACACUAUUGACACCCUGCUGCCUGCUACACUCAAAACAAAACAUUGCAGGGAGAGAUGUCGGGCCUAACCAUGGCAUAUAACAAGAAACUAGAAGCUCUGUGUAUUAUGUAAAAAGUUAUUAUGAAAAUGUGAACUGCAUUAAACAAAAGUAGAGGGUAUUUUAUUAAUAGUAAACUGGGAGGCGGCGAACUUAUCAGGUGAAGUUGGUUGCUGGGUAUUAUCUUUGGAUUUGAUCCUGAAUUGAAGUACACGUUAAAGUGCUGUAUGGUGACAUAACUCAGUGUCUGGGACGAUGUGCCACUUUCAUUUCCUUUUGGUGAUUAUUUGUGGACCAUGGCUGAUGGUCCAGGGUCGGGAUGACAAUACCUUCACAGAGGAGCUGCUGAUCAGGCCAUUGUCCACUGGCCAUGUGUACUCUCACUUUGAAUUCACUACCACCUGGGCAACGCCGGGAAUCAGUGACUCCAUUAAUAAUUAUCGUGACUUUGAAUUUUCACACUAUGAUCUCUUUCCUCGGGCAUUUGGGGAAAUUGUUGAACGCUAUCAUGUUAGAGAACUGCAUCUUAGUUUAACUCAAGGAUUGUGGCGGCACCGAAAGUGGGGCUACCCCAUUGUUGAUGCUCCACCUGGAGCACAACUUUGGGUUUGGUUUAAUCCUACAACUAACAACUUAGAUCAGACAUGGCGAGACUUGGUGAAUGCACUCAGUGGUCUUGUCUGUGCAUCACUGAACUUCAUUGACUCAACAAAUACUGUCUCACCGGGACUUAGUUAUCGGCCACAGGGACUUGCUGAAGAAUGGUAUUCUGGUAAUUCAUCCUACAUGCGAUAUGCUGCUCUGCCCCGUGAAAAUGUGUGCACAGAGAACCUCACCCCUUGGAAGAAACUGCUGCCUUGUGAUACACGGAGUGGUCUUUCAAUGCUGCUCUACCCUGUCCCUCUGUACACUGCUCACUACCAUGCUCUAUCUCUUCACCUCAGACCAUCUUGUCAGGAUGUAAGUUGUACUAGUUCCCACCUGGAGUUAACACAAGCUUUGUCAUUGGUGCAAGGUCCCACUAUAUCAUCGAGUGGUCACCAAGACUGGAGUCUUCAACAGCUGUUUUCAUCCCAGCUAAUAUAUACCUGCCCUUUGGCUUCAUUUUCAAGGAUCUAUGUAGAUGUUACUGGUAAUGUGGACAUGAAAAAAUUCACACUAAAUCCUGAGCCAGACAUCAUUGAAGAAAGUGGCAGCGGGGUCAGUGUUCGUCAACUUGCUGUGUAUGAUAUCCAGGCUGCUCUAGCAGGAGAUGGCUUCAACAUCGAGGCUACUUAUAAGUCUCGUCAUAUUUACGGCAUUUUACCCCCACCUAAUUUGCACGUCUCUCGAUUUAUCACAGGAUACGGACAGGAGAGUGGAAGCAUUACAGUCAAAUUCACCAACACAGGAUCCAAGGCCUUGUCUGUUGUGUACCUUGAGGUUCUACCAUGGUAUCUACGACUUUUCCUCCACACUUCACAUUCACAUGAUCAGAUGCAAUCAUUAUACGUUUCUAAACUGGUGACUGCGCGUGACCGAGAGCAAGGGUGGUUGUACGAAGCAGUAGUGGAAAUUCCAGCCAGCUCAACAAUAGAACUAAGCCUGGAGUUCACGCGUGCUUUGCUUAAGUGGCUUGAAUACCCACCAGAUGCAAACCAUGGGUUUUACAUUCCUGCAGCAACCAUUUCAGCAAUUCUUCCUAAUUCACGAAAUGUUUCUGUCAAUAAUCUUAAUGGCUCUACUCUCAAGGAAAAAUUGUUGGUGCAAGAUCGGGCAAGUUUUGUGCGUAUUCACACGGAAACCCUCCUUGUGAGCUUACCUACUCCAGACUUCUCUAUGCCCUAUAAUGUUAUCUGCCUUGCAUGCACUGUGGUUGCAUUAGCAUUUGGACCAAUUCAUAAUAUUACUACUAAAAAGUUGGUACUGAAGAAAAUAGAGCCUAAAGAGUCAUUCUUCAGUCGUAUAAUGAACAGGAUAAAAAGUAUAGUUAAAAGAGGCCACAAGACAGGAAAUGACUCAAUUGCAAAUAAUUCAACACAGGAACCAGUUACUGUUGAGGAGAAUCCACUUUAUGAAGAUAGAGAAGAAUUGGAAGAUAUUGCUGAAGAGGAGGAAGACGAGGAUAAACUCAGUUGCAAGUCAAUGAAUGAUUAUGAAAAUAAGAAAAAUAGAUGAAAAGGUUAAAAUAUAUUGAUAUGCAUAGUAGAUAUUGUAACAUAUCUCUCGGGUUAUCCAUUACAUCACACAUUUUUAUUUCCAUUACUAGUUUACCACAAAAAUAUUUCCAUUGAAAUUUUAAAAGACGAAUAAAAUAUUGUUUUAGAAGACAUUAAAAGUUCAGUUAUUUUCUGAAUUGAGUAAGUCUAAAAAUUUUGUGUUUGUGGUAACACAGUCCCCCUAAAUUAAGGAAGGUACAUUCCCAGACCAAAGUUUCUGUUACAGUCAAGGUGGAGGGUACAAAGUCUGCCUACCGUAAGUGGACGGUUGGUCCGCUGUCCAGCCAUCGUCCCCCACAAACAAGCACCCUCUCAUUUCAACAAUCGAGUUCUGAUACUUCCAUUUCUUAGUAACGACUGGGAAAUGAUGUCACUGUUUUGUUUAAUAAAUUCAUGAAACAAUUUACUCAAUUAAAUUUUACAUUUUAUGACAUAACAGGUUAGAUCACUGUUAGAUAAUCAUGACUUAGUGGAGCGUGUGUGUUUUGGUGGCUGGGGUUUACAGUGGUAUCAGAAUCCUCCAAGCUGUAUUUUCCCUAAGAAUGGUAGUCAAUAUACCAAGCACGAAUGUGAGGGAUAAUAUGGUUCGUAAGAAAAGGCUUUAUCACCCUCCGUGAUAAUGGGUCUACCAUACGUAACCUUGGCUUGAUCGCUACAUUGGAUGACAUGAUGGGAGUAAAGCUAACAUAUGAGUUACCCAAUUUAUUUAAAAGUUUCACACCUUGAAGUAGGUCACAACACCAUUGAUUAGGGUUGGAUGGAAAAAUAGAAUAAAAUUUGCAUGACCAUAUUUUAUUAUUAGUUGUACUCUUAUAGGUAACCAUAAAUGUUGCCUACCUAAUAUUAUAUACAGUACGUUCAAUAUCUUUGUAGAUAUUUGCAGUUAAAAAAUAAAGCACUUAUUCAAACAA
Molecule: messenger RNA, 3148 nt
Organism: Homarus americanus (American lobster)
Lineage: Eukaryota; Metazoa; Arthropoda; Malacostraca; Decapoda; Nephropidae
Gene: PIG-T
Product: GPI transamidase component PIG-T-like
Exons: 11
Coding region: 295-2196 (633 amino acids)
Biological process (GO): attachment of GPI anchor to protein
Cellular component (GO): GPI-anchor transamidase complex
Source: RefSeq, a predicted model, not a curated record